UUUGAGCCAAAACUCUAAUCAUAUAAAGUUUAAGGCAUUUAUACUUUAGCCUAAAAUCAUGACAACUUCCAGAGAUUUCACGGGCAAAGUAGUGCUGAUUACCGGCUCGACCAGUGGUAUCGGUGCUGUCACUGCAGUAGAGUUCGCCAGACUGGGGGCUCAUGUAGUGGUCACCGGUCGCAGGAAAGAUAGGGUGUCCGCUGUGGCUCAACAGUGUGCUGAGGCGUCGCCUACCGGUGCUAAAGCCCUGGAAGUGGUGGCCGAUGUCACCAACGAUGACGACUGUCGCCGAUUAGUCUCAGACACUAUCAAGACGUUCAAAAAGCUGGACAUUUUAGUCAAUAACGCGGGUCGGGGAUCAGUGUCGAGAAUAUGGGACGGGGAUAUCCUCGACAAGUAUGAGCUCAUUAUGAACACAAACCUGCGGUCAGUCGUACGGUUGACUAACUUAUGUGUCGAGCAUUUGGAGAAAACUAAGGGUAAUAUCGUUAACGUGUCGAGCGUUUCGGCCUUUAAACCGAGAAAGCCAAUAUAUCCAAUGUCAAAGGCGGCGCUGGAUAUGUUCACAAAGUGCGUAGCGCUCGAGUUGGGCCCCAAAGGCAUCCGGGCUAACGUUAUCAAUCCCGGUCCCGUUAAGUCAGAGUUUGUCGAAAUCUAUCGUAACGUUACUAAAGCAAAAUCCGAUGAAUUAUACGAAGAGAUUGUCAAGAGGUGCCCGAUAGGACGGGUGGGUGAGCCCCUGGAUGUGUCAAAAGCCGUGUUAUAUUUGUCGUCCGAUGAGGCGUCGUUUGUGACCGGAUGCAACUUCGUGGUCGAUGGCGGCGCUCAAUAUGUUUAACCCUCAUAUUUAUCAUAUGGUCGAGUCUUAUUUAUUGGCAUUAUGACCUAGAUAAAUUUAAUCAAGAAUAAGAUUUAAUGAAUGUAUUAAUGAAUUGGUUUUGAAUUAAAAAGUUUCUAUACUUAUGAACGAGUGUGCAAUGUUACUUUAGCAUUUAAUAAUUUUA
Messenger RNA from Oppiella nova, 1004 nucleotides. NCBI's taxonomy places the organism in Eukaryota, Metazoa, Arthropoda, Arachnida, Sarcoptiformes, Oppiidae. The record is from the annotation of a GenBank genome assembly.